Molecule: messenger RNA, 9378 nt
Organism: Apis cerana (Asiatic honeybee)
Lineage: Eukaryota; Metazoa; Arthropoda; Insecta; Hymenoptera; Apidae
Product: immunoglobulin-like and fibronectin type III domain containing 14
Molecular function (GO): protein binding
Source: RefSeq, a predicted model, not a curated record
GAUGCAUUUUCAUAGUUCUAGAAAAUUAUUCUCAGAUUGUUUGUAUGAAAUGGUUGACAGUUUGCUGUAAAAAUUAUAAAAAAAUUUUAAGUGGUAUUUAGAAACCAGUGUAAAAUUGAUUGAUAAUAAUUUUUCUUGUGAUUAUAUGAUAAUCAUUACAUUUUGGUUACACUUUUAAUGCAAUUAGAAAUGCAUUUUCUUAAUGUAUAAUCAUAUUUACCAAACAUAAUUUUGUAAAGAAUAUUUGUUAUGUUUUUUUUUAUAAUUUAUUUCAUAUAAUUAAUUUUUUAUUAUAUCGUCUAUUAAUAUUUUUUUUAAAAGUAUUUUUGUAUAUGAAAUUCAUAAUGAUUAUUUAUAGAUAUUUAAUAGUUUGUAGAUUGCUUAUUGGUUAUGUUCAAUUAAUAUUCUCUAAUAAGAAAAAGAUAAUCAAAGAUAAUCUUCUUAAUAGAAAAAAUUAUUUAAAAACAAUGUAAAUAAAUUAUAAAUAAAUAAAUUAAUAAACAAUGUGAGAUCAAGUAUGUGUGAUCUAUAAUAAUAUAUAGUGAAUGUUGGAGCAUUUGGAAUAAUUCAUUAAAUGAUUAUGUCUAGAAAACAUCAUAAUUAUGCCAAAGUAAUAAGUGCGAAAAUGUGAAGUACUAUGGCCAUAUUUGAAAAUUAUAUUUGAAACGGAGAUGUCUUCCUCAAAAAUGAUAUCUGUGGUGUAACAAUCUUAGGAUAAUCGAUCUGAAACCACAUAACAGCAUACACGAUUAUCGAUCAAGGAUACGUAAACAGGGAUACAUAGUAUAGUCAUGCACACGCUGUGACCAGGCUACUUAGCGUACGUUUGUUUAGUACCUUUUACGACUAUAUCGUCUGGGCAUGUGUUAGGUUACGAAGAAGCCAGUGUCUAGCGUAUAGCUGAGGGUUGGAUGGCACGGCGCCAUACUUCGAGAGGGUCAUUUAUAACUGUUAUCGUGAGACUUACUAGGCCACUUACUACUUCCACUAUGUCUAUUCUUCAUCCCCUCUUCUAUUUUACAGAAAGAAACUUAAUUUUCUAUAAAUGAUCUAUUCCUUUCUUGAUGGACAAAAAAUGGAAUGAAUUGAGACGACAUAUCGUGAAUUAUUGAACUAAAAUAGAGUAAUUUGUAGAAAUAUAGAAUUAGAGUUGUUAGUUGUAUUGUUUUCUUUAAGUACAAAAUCAUCAACAAUGACUUCGUAGUUGAGAAACUAUAGAAAAGAAGAAGAUUAUUUUAUGUAAAAUAUAUAAUUGCUGCCGGGCCAAUUACAAACCUGUUUUCAUUAGCUUUAGAACUUGUAACAGUAAUAGCUGUGCACACGAUCCUAAUCCUUUGUUCUCGCAAAGCAACUUUGAGUGGUGAACUGACUGAACUUUGGACACAUAAUGCUUACAGUUGGUAAUAUGCUAGCAUUACAUAAACCUACGUGAUAACUAUGCGUAGAUAAAUUUUCAUCUUUAACACUGCUAAGUAUAAUUUCUGUCACAAUGUAUAUGUAAGUAUAUUUUCAAUUUACAUUUACCAUAGAAAUAUAUUAAUUUUAAUUAAUGACAUUUAAUUUUAAAUAGUAUACGAGUUGUUUAAUAAAUUAUAAACAACGAAGAUAAAACUGGUAACAUCUAUUGAAACUCUUCAUGUUUAUCGAACAACAAACGCAGAAUAGUCGAUAUCACUUUUGUGGUUAUUCUGCAGAUUAUAGCGUUUACAGAAUUUUAUUUAUUACAACACGUGAAACGAGGAAGCAUCGCGACAUUGGUGUUGCAACUAACAGCUGGUCAUAUUGGGGACAUUUCUCAUCGCUUUUUUGUCUGUCGCUUAGAGGCGUAGCACUUAAUUCUAAUAUGGAAAUAUGUCGUGCACUCCGCAAGCCGACGAUUAAUGCGAAUAAAUCGAUUUUUGGCGUAGAGGUACGACGGUUGCCGCCAAAUCCUGGAAGCUACGCCAAGUGGCGGAAACACGAGAAUUCCAUCUGGAUUUACUAAGAUCAGUGCCAUUUAAUGUGGGGCUCGAUAAAUCCCUUAAAAGCUGGUGGUCCGCAAGAAGACGGCGCAUUACAAUUUUCCAGAAAGGAGAGUGGCGAACGUCUAGAAGAGACGCAGACAAAUCUGCAAAUGCAAGGCUUCAGGUGCCAAAUGCUUUCAUCGUAUAACGAAUCCAUAAUUAAUGCGUAUUAUAUAAUAUUUAAAUUUUCGCGCGGUUUGAGCGAAUAAGGAACUAUAUUACGCUAGCCAAUUAGAAGCGUCCUAGGCGAACCUGUGGCGCGGGGCGUCAUUCUACUGUCGAAAAUCAUCGUGACAAGGUGCGUCAGGUCGAGUGCGAAAUUUUAACUGCGCAAUUAUCGUUCUGUGAAUUGUAAUUCUUGUGUUCUGUGAACUGUGACUUAUAAAGGAAGCAUGCAUAUCUCAUGACGAUUUAUAGCCAUAUCAUGACAUAUCAGAUAUUAACUCGCAAGAAGCAUUUUAAAUAAAUACGAGAAAGAUUUGGAUUCCAUCUGAAUGAAAGGAAAUGGCUAGAAGGCAGACGCAAUAGAAACUUUGGAAGGCAAUACCGGAAGGCGAAAUGUGCCUAAUUGUUUUCUUCCCAUCUAUUCAUCUUCUCUUUCAUCAUGCCAGAAGCUAUUACGUAUUGCAAAAACGGGGCAAGAUGUGUCUCCAUCUUCACGGAUUCAUCAUAACGGGUGACGGUGGCGGGAACGAGCAACGUGGGACCGCACGGAGGAGGAGGUGGAAAGGGGGAUUCCCUUGCAGCAGGGUUGUCGAGGAGGUGCGUCGCGCGGAGAGGGUGGCGGAAAAGUCGCAGGAAGCCGUUUGGAGAGAGGGUGGCGCGAGAAGGGAGGAGGUUUGGAGAAAGGAGGAGAGGAAGGGCGAGAACACAACGCAGGCUGUGUGUGUUUCGUCGUCGGUUUGUUGUGUUGAAGGAGAAAACGGGAAGAACGUCGUUGAAAAGAAGAGAAACGGGGGAGAAAGUGUGUGGGAGAAAGAAUAGGAAUAGAGAGGGGUAGGAACGUGUGCCGUUGACGUGAUUACGAGUGACGUGACGUGACGUGACGUGACGUCGAGGCGUCGAGAUGCUCCUGGAUGAGAUGGCCGCCUCCGUUCACACGCUGCUGUCACUACUUCUCGUCCUCGGUGGUUGUACGCUGUGCAGCGGCAGGAUCACGAAUCAGGAGAUAGUGACAAUGACAGAUGCGGAGGCAGUGGCAGGUGGAAUUGCUCAGUUACCAUGCGACGUGGAACCUCCAGUCCCCGGGGACAAGCUGCAUCUAGUUAUUUGGUACAAGGAGGAAGCAGACGCACCGAUAUACAGUUUCGACACGAGGGGUCGAAGCAACCUGGAACAAGGGAAACACUGGCAGGAUAUCAGCCUCGAAAAUCGUGCCUUCUUCAGAUAUUCAGAACACCCCGCGAAACUCAUUCUCGAGAAAGUCGGUGAGAGCGAUGCCGCCGUUUAUAGAUGCAGGGUCGAUUUCAAGCAAUCCCCCACCAGGAACAGCAAAGUGAAUCUCACGGUUAUCAUACCGCCGGAACAUCUUAGCAUAUUGAACGAAGAUGGAACAUCUCAUAUUCCCUAUUACAUCCUGGGCCCGUACACCGAGGGCGCAUCUCUGAAUAUUACCUGCGACGCUACUGGUGGUCGACCUCAGCCAAGAGUGACGUGGUGGCAAGAGAACGCUCUCCUCGACGACACUUACGAAACUAUUGAAACGAAGAAGGUACGGAAUGUGCUGCGAUUGGAAAAGUUGGGCCGCGAGCAUCUGAACACGGUUUUAACUUGUCAAGCUUCGAAUAACAACAUGGUCGCUCCGAUAUCCAGUUCUGUUACCCUCGAUAUGAAUCUGAAACCAUUGUGGGUCCGUAUGCAAGGGAAGAACCGUCCAUUUAGCGCUGGCACCAUAUACGAGAUCACUUGUGAAGUGGUUGGGGCCAGGCCGACGCCGAAAAUCACGUGGUCCAAGGGUAGCACGAUGCUGAGGGACGCCAGACAAACGAUAAGCCCCGACAACAACGUCACCAUCAGCGUCCUCACGUUCGUGCCGAGUAUCGAGGAUGCGGGCAAGUUCCUCUCCUGCCAUGGGAGUGUGCAGAAUAUCCCGGAUUCCGAGAUGAAGGACGAGUGGAAGCUCGACAUAUACCACGAGCCGGUGGUUACCCUCGAGCUCGGCAGCAAUUUGAACUUGAGCGCAAUCCGCGAGGGUAUCGACGUUUACUUCGAGUGCAAUAUCAAGUCGAAUCCGUGGGUGUACAAGGUCUCCUGGCGGCACAACCGUAAUCCGUUGUAUCAUAAUCAAGCAACUGGAACCAUAAUCAGUAAUCAAAGCCUGGUACUGCAAAGCGUGACUCGUAGUAGAGCUGGGAUCUACACGUGUAUUGGCAGCAAUCAGGAAGGCGAUGGAGAGAGCAAUCCACUGAAUCUGGACAUCAAAUUCGCCCCAAUUUGUCAUCACGGUCAGGUGAAGGUAUUCGGUGUGGCGCGACAGGAAACCGCGAAGAUACCGUGCGAGCUCGAGGCAAAUCCAGCGGAAGUGACGUUUAUGUGGAAGUUCAAUAACACAAUGGAGACGAUCGACAUACCUCAAGCACAAGUCAUCAGCGAGCGAACACGUUCCACGGCCUCUUACACACCAAUGACCGAGUUAGACUAUGGUACUCUGCUUUGUUGGGGUACAAAUGAACAGGGAACGCAACUUGAACCCUGUGUCUAUCAUAUUGUCCCAGCUGGUCACCCGGACACACCGCGCAAUUGCUCUCUUUUGAACCAGACAAUAGACUCGCUGUACGUGGAGUGCAUCGAGGGGUUCGACGGUGGUCUGCCGCAGAAGUUCACGAUACAGGUGGACCGUGAUUCAGGAACAGGCAGCACAUCCUCGAAACCGAGCACCACGGUUUACAAUCAAACGAGCAAAGUGCCAUCGUUCUCGGUCGGAAAUCUCGAGCCGGGGACCACCUACGACGUCUACAUAUACGCGAGCAACAGCAAAGGUCGAAGCGAGAGCGUCCACUUCCGUGCAACCACUCUGAAUCUGCCCGAAAGGCGAACAGGUGAGAAGCUGGCGCAACCCCCUCCCCCGGAGAAUUGUACGAUCAGGGAAGAGAGUCGGACAACGGUGAGAGUGAGCUGCGCCGAGAGCGAGUUCAUCGACCCUCGGACUGCCACCUAUGUCCUCCAGGUCUUCGACGCGGACACCAGGCGUCUUUUGGCCUCCGCGACUAGCAUGACGCCUAGCAUGCUCGAGAUCACCAAUCUGCCCGCGGAGAGGAGUUAUUCGGGCCUGGUUCUCUCGCUGAGGAUCAUGACGGAGCACGCGAUGAGCGACGCAACGGUUCUUCACAGCCCGCACUAUGUUCAGGAGGGUAAGAUAAAGGAGCAUCAAGCAUACCCAGCUCUCACGCCAAAGAUACUGUCGCUGUCCGGACCACUGUUCGGCAUGGUGGUCGGAUCGACGGCAGGUGUUCUACUAGUGGGCUUCGUGAUAACCUUGGCGGUGAAAUUACGGCUUCGAGCAAGGUCUCAGGAGGACAAGGACUCUCACGACGACGGUGGCAUGGCAAACCUGGCCGCGUCCGGUACCGGCAGCUCCUCUCCACGUGAUAAAUCGUCGACCCUGCCUCUCAAUUCCGACAGCAUUGAGAGUUUCGAGAAGGAUCCAGAUAUAAUUCCUCAUGCUAACGAGAAUUCUUACUCUGAAUUGUGCAAGAGUACUUCACCACGUUAUGUAUUACAUCAGCCACGAUCGGAUGCAAGUACUUUUACCAAUACAAGCAAUGGAUCAGAAUUAACGUACGCCGAACUGUCGCUUCGGGGUAACCGACGAAUACCUCCUAAUUGUUAUCAGCCAGUACAGGUAUCCAAUAUUCAACGACCUCAACUGCUGCCUAUGUCGACUCUGACGCGUAGGCAACCUAUCCAGGAACCGACGAUUUACGCGCAAGUCGCCAGUCAUUCUAAGCCGAUUUAUGUGCCACCUCCACAUCCAUACAUGAGUCGUAACAAUGACGAAACCACGGCAGAAACUCCAUUAAUCGGACAUGACAAUAAGAUUACUACCAUCAGCCAAUCUGGUAGCUCAAUAUGGCGUACCGACACGCCACCAGUCUCAAAUGCACCAACGACAUGAUUCUAAAACUUUCGAUUAUAUUCGAAGCAACGUUCUACUCUUAUAAACGUUUUUCCACGCACCGUUAAUUACAAAAAAAAGUUAAAUUCAUUUAAUAGAACAAGAAAAAAAACGAAAAGAAAAAGAAGACUACGAUGUUUCUCGUAGAUCAUUUACGCGGAACGACGCGACGUGUAUGAUAUGUUAUCGUUAAACUUUCUCGUACAUAUGUUACAGAAGGUUCUCAAUAAAUAAUGAACGAUGAAAGUAAUAUAAAAACACACACGCACAUACACACCCACCCACAAAUGUUUGCGCGAAGUAUAAUACGAAUAUAUUAUAUAUGCUUUCCGAAUGAUUUGUGAUAGAGUUAUUAUUGAAAUACGGGAAUGAUCUCGAAUCGCGAUGUCUCGAACUUCUUGUCGAGAUAUCGAAAAUUACGAUAUCUCGAAUAGAAACGAAUUUUUUGUUUCGCGGAUAAAACAACCGAUGGCGCGGUAAUCGACAGUAAUGGUUCUAAUAAUUGAAAAGUAUUAAUUUCCUUGAUCCUUUUCAACCGUCCGUAAAAGAAGGGAAAGAAAACAAAAUGAAAAAAACGAUUGAAAGAAGAAAUUGCAAAAAAUUGUAACGAUACAAAAAUGUGUUCUCAUUGUACACUUCGACUUAAUUGGUAAGUGGAACACAUUUGCGAUACCACGAAGUACAAUCAAAACGGCGAAUACCUAAUUGUUUUUUCGUUCAGUAUUACAUCUACAAAGUAUAAUUUGUAGAAAUGCGUUAGAAUUAAUGAAAUGAUAUUUAUUUAUACAUAUAUUGAGCCUGCGUCGAAAGUUAAAACGUCUCGAGGUGUUUUUCCGCAGCUUAAUUAUUUAUUGUUAAACAUAAAUGACGCGAAAAAUUUCGUGUACAGAUUUAGAUAAAUGCGAUGUUAUUAUAACGAUGUUAUCUAAUCAUGAAUAGAAUUUAAAGAGAAAAAGAAAAACAGAAAUUUUAAAAUUUUGGAAGUGAUAAUAUACACGUUUGUUGAUUAUAUUAGAUUCGUUCUAUAUGUUCGAUCGUUGCUCAUUUUUGAAGCUUUAACCGUCCCUGAUGGAAAGAAAUGAUUCUUUUUUCUUAAAUGGAAUAGUUACUCACUAUUUGCAUAAUUUUUGUUUAAUCUAAAUCAUUUAACCUAGAAAAUGUUAUAUAGUAAGGUGAUCGUAUCGUUACAUUAAAUAAGAAAAAUCGCGAAAAAAGUAAGAUGAAAAUAUGUUGAAAUGAAAUAAUAUAUUGAAAUUGUCUUCUCACUUCCUUUAAAAUCGUUAUAAAUUUUAUAAUAUAUAUAUAUAAUCGAAACUCUAUCACAAAACCAAAGUACCAAUUUUUAAUAAGAUUUUCGAGCAUAAAUUAAUAAUAUCAUUAUUAGCUAUUAGUUAUUAGCUAGAUUUUUAACAUUAAUAUAUCAAUGUAUUAAUAUUAAGUUCAAAACUUAUAAUAUUCUUAGUUUUGUAUUAUUUUCAUAAUAAUAUUUUUCUAUAUAUACUAUAAAUUAUCUAUUUAAUUUCGUAUUAAUUUCAAAGAAAAUAUUUUCAAUAUCUAUAUUUUUAAUUAUAUAUUUAUCUACUUCGUAUUUAUUAUACAUCAUAUAAUGAUAUAAUUUUAUAAAAAAAAUAUAUUUGAAACAAAAGAUAUGAUCACCCUACGUUAUAGAUGAGUUACCGACAGAAGAUUGCACAUUUGAAAUGAAGAAACAACAAGUUUAACGAGAAUAGAUUUCUCGGAUGUUAACAUUUCAUUUUUUUUAAGGAUUUUUUAAGGUGUUUAGAAGACUGAGAAUAGAAAAAAAAAAAAAAAAAGAAAGAAAUGAGCAAAAUGUGCAAACUUUAUAUUACGUAAUACGUGCCAUAUAAUUGCAACGUCAAUUGAAAACGUUGCAUGUCGAAAUAUUUCGAGAUUGUUAUAUACCUAGAUAUUAUAUGCGUGACGUUAGCUUGUUUCACUUUUAAUAUUUUAUGCUUUUCAUUUUAUUUCUUUAUAAAAUCGAAUCAUUUGUAAACAAUUGACGGAUUAUUAAAUUUUCUUUUAAAUUAUAUCUUAUUGUGAUGCAAAUAUUCGUAUAUAUAAAAUAAUUGUUAUAAAGGAUAUAGACAAAGCAUUCCAUUAUUUAUGUCUAGAUCCCAUUUCUUUUACUGAAUCGAAUUUGAAAAAAAAAAAAAAAAUAGUUGUUCAAUCUAAAAAGUCGAAUUAUAAUAUUUUUCGGAACUCGCAAACGACUAUCGAUAAUGUAGCAUUCUAACAUACCAUUACUUUAGUCAACGACACUUCAUAUCUACUAUUUACGUCUUUAACAUCCAAUUAAACAAUUUCUUCCAUUCCGAUCAAUUCUGAAUUAUCUAUUAAGCUCGAUUCACAACACGAAUUUUAUACCGUUUUUAUAUAAAUCGAAAAACUGGCCAGAGAAAUAUUGAAGAUCAGAUAUAUAUGUUUAGAAAUGUUAUGCAGUUAUAAAUCUGUUAUGCAGAGUUAAAUCUGCAUAACUUACCGAAAUAGUGUGUGAAUAAUAAUGUAAAAUAAUGAAAAUGUUGCUAUCGCGGUACAAACUACAGUUAAGUCGAUAUUCGUUCGAAUCGAAUAUAUAAAAUCGAACAAUUCGACUCUCUUAACUGACGACGAAUGAACUGUUCACGAAAUUUUCUUAAUAAUCACGAAUUGAUCAGGGUUUUUGAGUAAGCAUACGAAAAAAAAAUUACACUUUCGGAUAUUCUUUAAUGCUAUCAAACUGUUCAUGUAUGCGAGAUAGAGAUAAAGAAUGAACGCAAUAGUGUGAAGAUAUGUAUAAGAAACCAAGAAAUAAAAAAAAAUGACAGAAAAGUGGUGAAAAGAAGAAAAAAAAAAGGAGAAGAAGAGGAGAAAUAUUCAGUAUUUUGUCAAAGAUUCAUAUUACCAGUGAAAUUAAUGAAAGACUUUGAUAUAUUGUUAGUAUGCGUUGUAGGUUACAGAAUGAAUUUAAAUAUAAAUAUAUAUGAUAUAUAAACAUACACACCUAUAAACGUGUGUAUGUAUAAAAGAUAAUUAAAAUCUUAUAAUUUUAAAUGACUUUUAAUAUAGGUUUACUUGUGUAAAAUAAGGGAAAAAAUAAUUGUGCUCAAUAAAUUUCAAUAAAUAACGAUUUUGCCUAUGCCAAUAACGAUUAUUAUUGUAAUUAUUUUUGUAUAGAGGAGUAAGAUAUUAUCUAAAUAUUAUAAAUACAUUAUAAAUAUAAUAGUGAUUACAGCAUAUGUGUAAUAAAAGUAUUUAACAUUA